Spinacia oleracea (spinach) is the source of this 588-nucleotide messenger RNA. RefSeq names its product DNA repair protein XRCC3 homolog. The record is from RefSeq and is a predicted model, not a curated record. Gene Ontology annotation, cellular component: Rad51C-XRCC3 complex; replication fork. Gene Ontology annotation, biological process: telomere maintenance via recombination; double-strand break repair via synthesis-dependent strand annealing; resolution of mitotic recombination intermediates. The transcript is spliced from 2 exons. Gene Ontology annotation, molecular function: four-way junction DNA binding. NCBI's taxonomy places the organism in Eukaryota, Viridiplantae, Streptophyta, Magnoliopsida, Caryophyllales, Amaranthaceae. Bases 1 to 588 code for a protein of 195 amino acids.
AUGAAUCACCAAUUAGACAAAAAAUUACAACAAGGCAAUGCUAUCGAUAGCAUUACACUAGGGGGUGUAAGUGUUGGAGAGGUGACCGAGUUAUGUGGGGAGAAUGCAACAGGUAAAACACAACUUGUCCUGCAAGCUAGUAUAGCGUGUCAGUUACGUCCGUCCUUGGGUGGAAUGCAUAUCCGUGUAAUUGUUGUUGACUCGAUUGCUAGUAUAUGUACUAGCCAUUUUGAGAACAUCGUGGACGGUUUAGAGUCACGUUCUCAACUUUUACGGGCCAUCGGUUACGGGUUACAGUCAAUUGCCGCUACAUAUAAUGUUGCGGUUAUUGUUGUCAAUAAUGUUGUAGACGUGUUUCCAAGUGAUCGUGAUUCGUCUACACAUUUCAUGAUGUCAUCUGGAAGGAAGGUUCGACCAACAUUGGGGAUGGGAUGGGCUAGGAAUAUAGAAACUAGGUUAUUUUUUACCAAGACACUGAAUCCCAGUACCCAAAUGUUUGGCAGAUUGUGUAGUAUUUUGUUAUCGACUACACUAGAGUUAAAUGCUUGUAGGUUUAAAAUAACCGAGCAGGGGGUUCCUGAUGCAUAA